Molecule: messenger RNA, 759 nt
Organism: Funneliformis caledonium
Lineage: Eukaryota; Fungi; Glomeromycota; Glomeromycetes; Glomerales; Glomeraceae
Source: the annotation of a GenBank genome assembly
AUGGAAGAUAAAUUUUGGCCAGAAAUCAUAAACGACUUGAAAUUAUUACUCGAAACAAAGAGUAAUCAAGAUCAAGAGAUUCUCAGAGCUCACAUGUUACCCGGAUCAGCCAAAACAGCACCGAAAUCAUUUAGAAACUGUUCAGAUGAUAAUUCCAUUGAAUCGGUUUCGACGACGGAACCAAUUCGUCGUCAAAGUCUGAUAAAAAUAGAUUCGACGAUAAUAACCACACAACAUGCGUUAAUCUUUUCAAAUUGGAUAGAUAGGAAGUUUAAUGGUUAUCAAAGUUUAAAAAUGGCCCCUUACGAAUUUAAUUUAUUAUUGCGUGGGAGUCGAGAUGGUAUGGACUCAAAAAAAUUUCAUAAAUUAUGCGAUAACAAAGGUCCAACGAUUUUGGUGAUUAGAGUAAAAAAUUCUCGACAAAUUGUCGGAGGGUACAAUGCUUCUGAAUGGGAUUCUUCGGAUAGCACAAAGUUCUCUACCGAAUGUUUCUUAUAUUCGUUUGCGGAUUAUAAUAAACUCGAAACCGGUACAAUCGGACGUGUAAAAUCUCAUGGUUGCUCCGUACGUUGUUAUAAAGAUUGUGGUCCCAUCUUUGGUAAUUAUGAAGGUGUCCUCAUAUCAUUCGUAAAAUCAAUUCCAUUGAUUUUACGAGGAGAAGCUGAAUUUGAAUUAGAUUUUUGUAAAUUAUUUGUCGAGCCAAGCGGAUUUGCGUGCCCAGUUGAAAAGGGAGAUUUCGACUUGGUUAAUAGAGGAUGA